Dichomitus squalens LYAD-421 SS1 is the source of this 519-nucleotide messenger RNA. Its product is annotated as dUTP pyrophosphatase. The record is from RefSeq and is a predicted model, not a curated record. Gene Ontology annotation, molecular function: dUTP diphosphatase activity; magnesium ion binding. Gene Ontology annotation, biological process: dUTP catabolic process; dUMP biosynthetic process. The coding region runs from base 1 to 519 and encodes 172 amino acids. The transcript has 5 exons. NCBI's taxonomy places the organism in Eukaryota, Fungi, Basidiomycota, Agaricomycetes, Polyporales, Polyporaceae.
AUGUCCGACCUCGACGUCCCGCAACAAAAGAAACGCAAGAUGACGCCCAGUCCGGAAGAAAACAAGUCCGACCUCGCCCCCGUCGCCGGCCUCCUCAUCAAGCGCCACUCCGACAAGGCACGGCUGCCCACCCGCGGGUCCCCACUCGCGGCAGGCUACGACUUGUAUAGUGCUGAGACGACGGUGAUCCCUGCCCGAGGAAAGGCACUUGUCGACACUCAGAUCUCCGUCGCCGUGCCCGCAGGCACCUAUGGACGCGUCGCUCCCCGAAGCGGCCUCGCAUCAAAAUUCAUGAUCGACACCGGGGCGGGCGUCAUCGACGCGGACUACCGGGGCGUCGUGUUCGUCCUGCUCUUCAACCUCUCCGACCAAGACUUCACAGUGAAUGAGGGCGACCGCAUCGCGCAGCUCAUACUAGAACGCAUCGUGACGCCAGACGUCGUGGAGGUCCAGGAUCUCGACGAGACCCUCCGAGGAGCAGGGGGCUUCGGGUCCACCGGCGGCCAUACCGCAUUGUGA